This is a messenger RNA of Arachis ipaensis, 432 nucleotides long. Lineage: Eukaryota; Viridiplantae; Streptophyta; Magnoliopsida; Fabales; Fabaceae. The record is from RefSeq and is a predicted model, not a curated record.
AUGGAAUGGGAAAGACCAACGACGGUGACGAAAGUCAGAAGUUUCUUGGGCUUAGCCGGAUAUUACCGGAGAUUUAUUGAAGGAUUUUCCUGGAUUGCACUACCGAUGACUAAGCUGACGAGGAAGGAGGUGCUGUUUGUGUGGAUGUCGGAGUGUGAAGAAAGUUUUCAGGCCUUGAAACAAAAGUUAACUUUAGCGCCUGUUUUGAUUUUGCCAGAACCGCACGAGCCGUUUGAAGUAUACUGUGAUGCUUCCUUGAAGGCUUUGGGUUGUGUGUUGAUAAAGGCGAACGUGGUGGCGGAUGCGUUGAGUCGGAAGUCUUUGACGAUAGCUUGGAUGAGGAUCAAGGAAGAGGAGCUAGUGGAUAUGUUUGUGGAUCUUAAGUUGGAUAUUGGUAAAGUUGCCAGAAGCGCUUGUUUGAACCAGUUAUAG